GAAACAUUGUCUAGCGUGGCGCCGCCAACAUCAUCGUCUAGUUAGCACUACCAACCAACCGCAGCGCUGCCUCUGCGCUAAGACGCAUGCGUAAGAGCUGUUUAUUUACGAAUGGAACGUCGUGCAUUCCGAUGACGGCUGAUAGUGGAUGAGCAAAAGCGCGUACAACUGCCUCCUUUCUCUGCAACUCGCCGCGCGCUUUAGGACAAGAAGUGUCCCGUCGAUUAGGUUUGCUUUUCUAGCCAUCAGCCUCGUAACUUAUUCCUUCGUUGCGUCCGAUACAUUUGCUCGGGUUUUUUACGAGCCAUCAAGCCUUCUGCGAGGAACCGUCCAAUUGACGUGAAGCCGAAAGCCGUUCUGCACCAGCUGCAUUUCUCAAGAAUAGGGUGCUCCCACCGCUGGUCUCAAGUUUCUGGCAGCAAUGAAGGCGUUCGAGCUGCUGGGGCUCGGCGCGCAAGACUCGGUGCAGUACGCGCGAGUGGGGGAGGUCACGGAGGACGGGGCUCUUGACGACGACCAUGACAGCCAUAAUCACGCCAGCCAUAGUCACUCCUCCAACAGUCACAACCACUCGGGCACUCCGCUGCACGGCAGCCCCCCGCUAGGCGCGAGUCCGUCCCCGCGGCAGCAGCACCGGCUGCCAGGGGUGGCGUUUAAGACGGAGGCAGCGCGCGCCGCUGCUGCUGCGCUGGACGAGGAGAUGGGGGGAGGCGGGGGAGGGGAAGGGGGAGGUGUGGGGGAAGUAAGGAGGCCGAAACAGGCUGUUGCUUCGCCUUCGAAGGGCAGCUGCCUCUGGCUUCUGGUCUCUCUCGCACUCUCCCUCGCCUUAGUUCAGCUCCUCAUGGGCAUGUGCGGCUACAACCUUCGCUUCAAGGGCGCAUGGAUCACUCUAGUCUACGAUCCCAGCACGCGCGCGCAGACAACAGAGUCGGUGGCGAGUUUGGAGCACAGUGUGUAUGGCGAAACAGGGGUGUUCCAGGUGACAUUUGAGACGCUUGAGGACGAGAUUCGCGAGCUCAGAGACCAGCUCAACGGCACGCAGAAGGGCGCCCGGCCAGCAGCACCCGUCCCUCCAGCGGACAUUGUAGCCAAGCUCAAGGUGCAGGUGGCAGAGCUCUCGUCCCAACACGCGCUGCUGCGAGGCCAGCUGGACGCACUUGUUGCUGCUGCUGCUGCUGGCGGGAACCUCAGCAGCAGCAGCGGCGGGGCGAAUCUGAAUUUGACUAGAAUCAGCGCUGGGGGUGGGGCUGUGGGGCCGGCAGUGGGGCCGGCAGUGGGGCCGGCAGUGGGGCCGGCAGUGGGGCAGCUGCUGGUGCCGCUGAGUGCGCGGAUGCAGCGGGGGGAGGAGCGGGUGAGGGGCGUGGAGGAGAGGGUGGACGUGCUCGAGAAGGAGCUGGCGGAUACCACCGAGGUGCUGCAGCAGCUGCAGGUGGAGGUGGUCACUGGGGGGAAAGUCACACCGGACCCGGCAGCCGCACAAGCAGCAGCAGCAGACAUUCCUGCAGCGACAGUGGUGCCCUCAGGCACACAGGAGGGGCCGGCAGCCACCGUGGUUCCCACAGGGGACGAGCCUUCAGCCGUGGUGGUGCCAGUGCCCUCAGACGCCCCUAAGAAGCCAGCGGGGUCAGAAGAUCCGCCAGCAGAAAUCCCUGCAGGGACUGUGGUCCCUGCAGGGGAGGAGCCUUCAGCCGUAGUGGUGCCCGUUCCCUCAGACGCGCCGGAGGAGCCGGCAGGGACUGUGGUUCCCUCAGAUGCACCGGCAGAGCCGGCAGGGACUGUGGUUCCCACAGGGGAGGAGCUUGCCGCCACAGUGGUUCCCGCAACGGAAGAGGCGGAGGAGGAGGCGCAGGAUGAUGCUGAACUGGGUCCCCCGGACGAUUACCCUGGGGAGGCUGGGGAGGAGGAGGGAGGGGAGGGAGGGGAGGAGGAGAAUGGAGGGGAGGAGGAGGAAGGAGAGGAGAAGGGAGGGGAGGAGGAGAAGGGAAGUAAGGAGGAGGAGAAGGGAGGGGAGGUGGAGAAGGGAAGUAAGGAGGAGGAGAAGGGAGGAGAGGAGGAGAAGGGAGGAGAGGAGGAGGAAGAGGAGGAGGAGGAGGAUGCAGCACCCGCAACGCCAGGAGGCAUUGAGGUGGCGGAAGUGGAACAGUGCGGAGAUGAGUCUCUCGACCUACCACCAGAGGCCAAGGCGUGGAAGCAGCGCACCCUCGUUGAGAUCACACCUGAUCUUCACCUCUUCAGUGCAUACCGCUUUGGCCCCAACACUCUAGCGUUGGUGGGGCUGCUGCCCCCUGCCACACCCACCCUGCCUCUGGACGCGUGCCUCUUCCACCAGACAGACGGGUCUGCGGCGAUCAGUGGGUCGCUUCUGAGGCUGCAGGUUGAGGACACCUCAGCCAUGGUGCUCAAAUUCCAAGGCGACACUGCCAUUCCCCCCUGUGGCGGCUACCUCCAGUGCACUGCUGCUGGGGGGGCUAAAGUGGUUGUGUACACUGAAGGCCGGGGGGAGAUCGUCUCCCCACCUUCCCCUCUCCCCACGCCCCUCACCAUCUGCUCGCUCCUCAUGACAACUGGCGUGUCGCCACCCCGCCUGCGCGAGUGGCUGGACUACCAUCGGGUGGCAGUGGGGGCGGCGAGGUUUGUCCUGUACCGGCACAGCCGGAGCCACUGGCCGGCAGAGCUGCGGCAGGCAGUGGGGGAGUAUGAGGAGGUGGGGAUGGCGGAAGUGACGGACAUCGUGGGGGCUGAUAAGGGGUCAGAAAAGCGUGGAUAGAGGUGCUCGCCCUGCAGGACUGCAUCUACCGCACCUCCCUCACCUCCCAGUGGACCCUCCCCCUCGACAUCGACGAGUACCUCUCCGUCUCCCCCCCCCCCACCCUCCCCUCGCUCCUCUCUUCCUCCUCCCCCUCUGCUCUCCCCCCCGCGCCCUAUUACUCCCUGGGUGCUGUGCGGUGGAGCACGGAGGUCUGUCUGGGGGAGGCGGAUGCGGGGAAGGUGGAGCAGGAGGGGGAGGGGGAGGGGGAGGGGGAGAGGGGGGCCACCAGGAGCAACAGCAGCAGUACUAUCAGCGGUGCUCUGUUUGCGGUUGAGCGGGCGGUAUUUCGAGAGGCCACUGCUGUCUGUAACGCGGAUGCAGGGGGGCUGGCAGGGGGGAAUGCGGCAACAUGUGAGGGAGAUGCGGGCACGCGGCGGGUCAUUGUCAAUCCACGCAAG
Messenger RNA from Closterium sp. NIES-67, 3207 nucleotides. The record is from the annotation of a GenBank genome assembly. Lineage: Eukaryota; Viridiplantae; Streptophyta; Zygnematophyceae; Desmidiales; Closteriaceae.